Apodemus sylvaticus (European woodmouse) is the source of this 1257-nucleotide messenger RNA. It is a transcript of the gene Ebi3, whose product is annotated as Epstein-Barr virus induced 3. Gene Ontology annotation, biological process: cytokine-mediated signaling pathway. Lineage: Eukaryota; Metazoa; Chordata; Mammalia; Rodentia; Muridae. Bases 198 to 902 code for a protein of 234 amino acids. Gene Ontology annotation, cellular component: membrane; external side of plasma membrane. The record is from RefSeq and is a predicted model, not a curated record. Gene Ontology annotation, molecular function: cytokine receptor activity; protein binding. The transcript is spliced from 5 exons.
CACACACACACACACACACACACACACACACGCUCAGCAGCUGGUGACAGAGUCAGGGCUCCCGUCAUCAUCACCAUCUUCGGCUCCAUCCUCUGCGGCUGAGCCACACUGGGCAGGUCCCCAGCCCUUCGCCCUUUCUCUGAUGGGUCACUAACUCGGAUCCAACCACCAGAGCCACAAAGCUCAAGCCACAGAGCAUGCCCAAGCUGCUCCUCCUGUCACUCGCCCUCUGGGCCAGCUGCUCCCCUGGUAACACUGGGACAGAUCUAGUGUCUCUGAGCCAGCCCAGAGUGCGGUGCCAUGCUUCUCGGUACCCUGUGGCCGUGGACUGCUCCUGGACGCCUCUCCAGACUCCCAACUCCACCUUCAUUGCCACUUACAGGCUCGGUGUGGCCACCCAGCAGCAGAGCCAGCCCUGCCUACAGCGGACGCCCCAGGCCUCCCGAUGCACCAUCCCCCACGUGCACCUGUUCUCCACAGUGCCCUACUUGCUAAAUGUCACUGCAGUGCACCCUGGUGGCACCAGCAGCAGCCUCCUAGCCUUUGUGGCCGAGCGAAUCAUCAAGCCCGACCCUCCGGACGGCGUGCGCCUGCGCACAGAGGGGCAGCGCCUGCGCGUGCUCUGGCAGCCGCCUGCUUCCUGGCCCUUCCCGGAAGUCUUCUCGCUCAAGUACAGACUACGCUACCGGCGCCGCGGAGCCUCUCACUUCCGCCAGGUGGGGCCCAUCGAAGCCACGACGUUCACCCUCAGGACCGCGAGACCCCAGGCCAAGUACUGCGUCCAGGUGUCGGCCCAGGACCUCACAGAUUACGGGAAGCCGAGUGACUGGAGCUUCCCCGGGCGAGUGGAAGGGGCGGCGCCCCAAAGCCCUGAAGACUGGAUCGGCAGUGUCAGACCCUGACGUCGUCUACUGCGGACGGCUAGGUGGCUUGUCCUGAGUUCGAAUCCUGCCUCCGCAUGUACUGCGCCAUUCCAAAGCAGAGGCCAAGUCACCUGACCUCUCCAGCCCUCAGAGUGCACACCUGUAGGAUGCUCGCUCUUCUUCCACCGGCGCGGGGCUUUGUGACUUUAUCCGUGAUUUAAUUAGGAAGGCCAAUUAAAUCAGCAUCAGCAUUUGCUUUUGUGAGACAGGGUUUCUCUGUGUAGCCCUGCCUGUCCUAGAACUGGGUCUGCAGGCCUCGAACUCGCAGAGACCGCCUGCCCCUGCCGCCUAAGUGCUAGGACCACCGCCCAAUAAGAACUGCUAUGAAAAGUAA